Messenger RNA from Cottoperca gobio, 4646 nucleotides. Its product is annotated as rho GTPase-activating protein 12-like. Gene Ontology annotation, molecular function: protein binding. The coding region runs from base 452 to 3070 and encodes 872 amino acids. The record is from RefSeq and is a predicted model, not a curated record. Lineage: Eukaryota; Metazoa; Chordata; Actinopteri; Perciformes; Bovichtidae. Gene Ontology annotation, biological process: regulation of GTPase activity; signal transduction. The transcript is spliced from 18 exons. Gene Ontology annotation, cellular component: cytoplasm.
CGCUGUCAUUAUCAGACAGAGGAGAGAGAGUUGGAUACAGUGGUCGAAGAAGACCAUGUGAGUCACAUUACUGUCUCCCCUCCUUAUGUCUAACACUAUGCGCUGCUGUGAAGCUGCGCAUCCUUUGAAGAGGAUUAAAGCUCUUCAGCUUGUAUUUUACUCGUUCAGUGCCUGCUGGUUCAUUAUUGCGGCUCGCAGCUUUCUCGAGAACCGCUCUUCCUAAUAACGUCACACUCUUCACUGCACUUCCUUGUGUCCUCAGCAGUACACCCGCCAAGUGUGAAGUCGAUCGGAUGAACAGUUGUCCAGAAACUUGAACGACAGACAAACCUACAGAGACUCCUUCCAUCUUAGUUAGAUUCAUUUGUUCUAGAUAAGCUCUGCUCAGGAAACCAUGCUAAUAAACGUCUUCCUCUUGCGGUGAGCUGCCUGGUGGACAGUCGGAGGCAUCAUGGCGGAACUGCCUAUUGCCCCGGGCGAGGUCUACAUCGAGGUGGAGUACGACUAUGAAUACAAGGCCAAGGACCGCCUCAUCACCAUCCAGCAGGGGGAAUGCUACAUGCUGGUCAAGAAAAGUAACGAGGACUGGUGGCAGGUGAGGAAGGAGGAAGGGACUAAAGCUUUCUACGUACCUGCUCAGUAUGUCCGCGAAGUCCGCAAAGCUCUCAUGCCACCCCCUAAACCCUUCGCACAUCCUCUUGCUGCCACUGGCAACACACCUCCACAAGGUGGGAGUGCACUCUGGAUAAAGCCAACCAGUCUGGAGCUGGGACUCGACCGGCCCACGGAGAGCCUUCAGAGACAUGAGUCCAACUAUCGGCGCUCACCAUCUGCACACACGGCCUCUUCUGGGAACUUCAGCCCCCCCAGUCAGCGCAGGAACAGUAGCCUCCAUCACUCCCCCACCACUCCCACCAACCAUGACCGUGCUCUGGCUGACAUCCUUGUCCACGGCGGAGCCCUCCAGCCUCCUCAAAAAGAAAAGUCCAGCACUCUACCCCGCACCCGUGCUCAAUCCCCAGACCUGGAGCGAGUCCCGCUGGACGUGGACAGCACCCAGCGCUGUGACUCUGCAGGGGAAGAGAGGCGCACCAACGACUCGGAGUCAGGAGACGAACUGAGCAGCAGCUCCACUGAACAUCUCCAGACGUUGUCUUCGUCAGGCCACGGCCGCUCCGAGUCUCCUGUCUACACCAACCUCCAGGAACUGAAGAUCACGCAGACCAACCUGCCCCCUUUCCCCUCCAGCUCCCCCCUCCACGUGCUGGGCGACUGGGAGACCUACAAGGACCAGCACGGCCGGCACUUCUACUACAACCGCUCCACCCAGGAGAGGACCUGGAAGCCACCCCGAGCCAGGGACCCGAGCAGCGGGAGCUCCAGAGGAGAGAGCCACAGCGCAGGAGAGAGCUCCGAGACCACUCCCCUCUCGCUCUCGCCGUCUUUUCUUCCCUUCCUCUCGCUCUCCAUUGGUCGACUCCAGCCUCUGUCGUCGGAGGACACCUGCUUCAGUACCUACUCUAGCCAAUCAGACAGUCAGUAUGGCUCGCCGCCACGUGGUUGGUCGGAGGAGAUGGACGAGCGCGGCCACACGCUGUACGUCAGCGACUAUACUAACGAGAAGUGGUUAAAGCACGUCGAUGAGCAGGGCCGGCCGUAUUACUACAGUGCAGAUGGUUCAAGGUCAGAAUGGGAGCUUCCGAAGUACAACCACUCCCCUCCCCAGCUGCCUGGAGACCCUCCAAAGAGUCGCAGUCUGGACAGGAAACACCCCGAGCCCAUCGUCCUCACCAAGUGGAGACACAGCGCCUACGUCCAAGACCCCAACGACAAGGACGCUCCUCUGGGCCCCAAGCCCCCCUCUCCCGACUCUGACUCCCGCACUUCGUCUCCCAAGCCCCCCUCCUCUCCGUCUGAAAAGUGCGGCGUUCUGAAUGUGACAAAGAUCACGGAGCAAGGCAAGAAAGUACGGAAGAACUGGACUUCUUCCUGGACGGUGCUCCAGGGAUACACGCUGCUGUUCACCAAAAACCAAGGAGGCGGGACCAGCUGGUUUGGAGUCGGUCAGUCCAAACCUGAAUUCACCGUGGAUCUGAGGGGCGGCUCGGUGGAAUGGGCUUCCAAAGACAAGUCCAGCAAGAAGCACGUUAUAGAGGUGAAGACUCGGCGGGGCACGGAGCUGCUCAUCCAGUCAGAAAACGAAGUCGUCGUCAGCGACUGGUACCGAGCGCUGCUGGAGACCAUCAGCACCCACGCUUGGGAGUCUGAUGAGGCCAUUGAAGAGGACAUGCCGGAGUCGCCUGGUGCGGAGAAUCCUGACAAGGAGAAAGAACACAGAGACUCAAAGAAAGGUCGAGCCAUGAAGACCUCCACCAGCAUGGACGCCUCCGACACCAAGAAGACCCGACACAAGCUGAAGAAGUUCCUGACCCGCCGUCCGACCCUGCAGUCCGUCAGAGACAAGGGAUACAUCGAAGAUCAGGUGUUCGGCUGCAGUCUGUCCUCGCUGUGUCACAGGGAGAACGGCACCGUGCCCAUCUUUGUCAAGUUGUGCAUCGACCACGUGGAGAACAAUGGUCUGUGUGUUGACGGGCUGUACAGAGUCAGUGGGAACCUGGCUAUCAUACAAAAACUACGCUUUGCUGUCAAUCACGAUGAGAGGGUGAACCUGACAGACAGCAAGUGGGAGGACUUCCAUGUGAUCACUGGAGCUUUAAAGAUGUACUUCAGAGAGCUGCCGGAGCCUCUCUUCACCUACGCUCUCUUCCAUGACUUUAUCAGCGCCAUCAAGAAUUCAGACUACAAGCAGCGAGUUCAGUCCAUCAAAGAUCUGGUGAGACAGCUGCCCGUCACCAACCACGACACCAUGCAGGCUCUCUUCAAACACCUCAGGAAGGUGAUCGACUACGGUGAGGAAAACCGUAUGACCACCCAGAGCGUGGCCAUCGUGUUCGGCCCCACGCUGCUGCGGCCUGAAACGGAGACCUGGAACAUCGCGGUCCACAUGGUCUACCAGAACCAGAUAGUGGAGCUAAUACUGCUGGAGUACGAGAACAUUUUCGGCAGGUAGAGAGAGAGACGCCGGAGGAUGAGCCUUUCUCUCUCUCUCUCUCUCUCUCUCUCUCUCUCUCUCUCUCUCUCUCUCUCUCUCUCCUAACGUAGAGCUCUUCCUGACCCAGCGUGGCCUUGCCAAUAACAGCCCGGCCCAGCUUAGCUUGGUCCUGCUCGGGCCCGGGUCAGCUUCUCUUCAUCUCAAACCAACCUGCAGCCACUGGCUUUCUCCACUCGUACAACCUCCGGACCAAAGCCACCAAAUAUGUCACGAACCAAAACAUAGAUGUAACUAAAUAGCGACCAAAAAAAAGAAGUUUAGACUCUUUGCACUUUUCAGUAUCUGAUUCUCUCCUGCCGCUGCAUUUGUGCCACUUUACUGCAAAGGUGACGUCCUCCUGUCCCGACACUGGAUUCCUAAAACUAAUACACGGGCCAAACAAGCCUCUUCUGCUGCAGAGACGGACUGAGACCAAAACAGAAGAAUGGGCCUCAGUUGCCUGGAAGUAAGGAGGAGGUGUCAGUGUUGGAGAAUGUACUGUAUUGUAUAACCGAUCAUCACUCCUGUGUGAACCCCUCUGGGGAACCAGCAGAAGAAGACAAACUGCUGUGCUUGGCUUUACAUGUUUAGACACUAAGAGAAGAAACGAGGAGAAGAUGGAGCUCUUUUAUUUAGGAAUAUUAUGAACUUGUUCUGCCCUUUCCGUGCUGUUCUGCCUUUCACUUUCUCUUUAGUGCAGAAGGGAUAUGUCACCCCCCAAAUAACUGUACUUGUACAUCAUUUACUCACCCAGUGUUAGCUCGAAUUCUUGAACAAAUGUUGUUUUUCUCGCCUGCCUCCACGGUGAACGAAGGGGGGGGGGGGGGGCUUUUAACAACAGCAAAACCUGUAUCAAAACCUCUGUGUAAAACAUUUUGUCGAGUACAAACCAAGUCUCAUGUAUCCAAACACAUGCAUUUUCACUUAAACGAUUUUAAAGACAUUACGCGUUACCAGUUAAUAUGCAAAUGCUCAUUUUGUGGGUGAACUAUUCCUUUAAGUAUUCCCUUUCUGCCUCUCUCCAUCUCUCUCGCUCAAUAUUUCUUCCUGUAAUCCUGAAAUACUGGACCGGGGUCCUCUGAACACAUGAGAGGUUUUCACUCUGUAAUAUAUCUGCACGCCACCUUCUCCAUUCGGCUUUAAGAACAAAUCAUCUUGCAGCAGCCAGAACUUGAAAAACAAAACAAAUGGUACUCAGCUGUGUCUUUCCUCAACUCAUGGAUAGUAAAUGUUAAGGCAAACAGUCUUUAAACAUGAUUCCGUUGGUAAAUCUGUACAGUGUUUGUGUGUGUGCAUGAGGGUGGGGUGGAUGGAUGGAUGGAUUUAAUGACAGUAUAUUGUACAAAUAGUGAAUUUAAGUAUGUAUGCCUGGAAUGUUAAAGAAUAUGAUACGAGGGAGCAAUCACUACUUUGUGAUCAUUGUGUGACCAACAGAUGUGAGGAGUAAAGUUAUGAACUGGGGAUGUGGAGGUUGUUGAAUGUAACUUUGGAGAGUACCUGUUGGCUUUAUCAAACUGGAAUAAAGACCUCUAAUAAGAUAUUUCCAAAAAAUAGA